GUACCAAAGAMGACGCCCCUGUGCGCAGCAUAUCAAAGCGAAUAUUAUUUUGCCAGUCUGGCAGUUAGUUAGUUGUUUCGUCAGCUGGCUUGAUUUUUAGUAGGUGAAUUCGAUUGCCAAUCCAAUCCAAUCCAAUACGCUCCACGCUCCGCACCAUGUUCUCYGCAUCCCGCACCAUCGCCCGCAGAACCGCUGCGGCCUCCGCCCGAAGAAACCAGGCGCAGACCCAGAUCAAGCGCAAGAUGGGAUCCGACAUGCCGGUUCCGCAAUCCCAGAACGCCCCUCUGUGGCACGGCCACACCGUAAAGCACGAGGGAUGGGAGGAAUACAUCUAUUUCUACUACGCCGCUGGUCUGGCCCUUCAGGCCGCCGUGCUGCUCGGGGCACCAGAAACCUCGAUCGAAUCGUGGGCCCGGUCCGAAGCCAAGGCUCGUCUGUACCUGGCCAGUGAGGAGGGCGGUGCCCAGACCGAGUUUGCCUUUGGUACGCACUACCAAGACCUGGUCAAGAAACAGCACGAAGACCUAUGGACCAAGUUCAACGAGAAGUCUAUUAUUCCUGGAGAAGAUGAUGAUGAUGACGACGACGAAGAUGACGAUGAGGAUGACGACGAUGACGACGACGAGGUACGUUUUUGGGAGCAAACAGCACCAUUACAAAAGGACUUUUUUGUCAGGUUUCCGCUUCUUGGGAAACUUCUUAUAAUGUCAUUGCUUUCCUUUCUUUUCGUUUUCGUUUUGUUUCGUACCACAUCUGUACAUAUACUUGACUCGACUCGGUUCACGUUGCAUUCUUGUCUUCGACGAAAAGGACGAGGAAGAGUGAACCAAGUGAUUUAUUUAUUUUCUCUACGAAUAAUAUGAAUCGGCAUUGCGCAGUCGUAGUAUAAUGCGGCGUUUCGGUCAUCUUAUGCGAUGCAACGUGWUCAGGCAUCAUAUUCCCUGCUUUGACUCGGUCCAGCUCUUUUUUGCUUGGAAAACUCAUGGAACGAAACGGAAUAUUCCUGUCUUCAAAAAAAUACGAAAAAAAAUAAAAUGAAAGCAUCAAA
Molecule: messenger RNA, 1048 nt
Organism: Pseudo-nitzschia multistriata
Lineage: Eukaryota; Bacillariophyta; Bacillariophyceae; Bacillariales; Bacillariaceae
Source: the annotation of a GenBank genome assembly